This is a messenger RNA of Toxotes jaculatrix (banded archerfish), 2959 nucleotides long. It is a transcript of the gene vwa1, whose product is annotated as von Willebrand factor A domain containing 1. NCBI's taxonomy places the organism in Eukaryota, Metazoa, Chordata, Actinopteri, Toxotidae. The record is from RefSeq and is a predicted model, not a curated record. The transcript has 6 exons. The coding region runs from base 295 to 1851 and encodes 518 amino acids. Gene Ontology annotation, molecular function: protein binding.
UGCGUUGGCGAGGAGCGUCCAGACUUUGCGCACACCGACUUAAGUUUUGAGUUCAGUUCAAGUUUAACUUCCAGAGUCUCCAGUUAUCGAGUGUUUGAUCACGAUCAACGAAGAGGAAUGAGAAGAAGUAAAAUAGAAAGCUGGACUGGAUGUGACUCAUAAAAGCUAUGCUCCUGACUGUGACUUACUGACUGGGAGUGCGCUCCUCCGGGCUGGUGGAUUUAUGGUUGACUCAAACACCCAUAACAUUUGUGUUACAAUUUGCUUCGGUGGAGCUAAUUCAUAACCAUUGUGAUGGAGAGCCACAUGUUGUUGACAUGGAUUCUGUCGUGUUUGCUCCUGCGGCCGUCGGCUACACAGGACCCCGUACCUGAAGGAGUGCUGAACUGCUGCGAGGGGGAUGUCCUCUUCUUACUGGAUUCCUCGGGGAGCGUGUCAUCCUACGAGCACUCCCGCAUGCUGUCCUUCCUUUCUGAGCUCCUCCUCCCCUUCUCGCUGGGAGAGGACCAGGUGAGGGUGGGACUUCUGCAGGUGGGCACCAAACCACGCCUUGAAUUUGGCUUCAACACCUUCAGCACCCAAAGUGGCCUCCAGGGGGCUUUGAGGAACACCAAACCUCUCAGGGGAGAUACCAACACUGUGGAAGCACUGAGAAUUGCAGAGGAGUGGGUGCUCAAACCCGGAACAGCAGAUGGGGCCCGGGCGGGGAUCCCGAGAGUGCUGGUGUGGUUGACAGAUGGGGUAAAACCAGGGGAUGUUGUUGGACCAAUGUCUAAGCUGCGGGAGGAGGGCGUGGCCGUGCUGGUGGUCUCCACUGGGCAUGGCAACUAUCAAGUGUUGAGGGAGGUGGUGAGUCCACCUGUGGAAAACCACUUGUACUUUGUGGACAUUGAUGAUAUGAGCAUCAUCACAGGGGACCUGCGGGAUGCCAUCAUUGAGAUAAUCCUAGCUAAACGAAUCCAUGUUCGGGAUGUCUCCACCAACUCUGCCACACUCCAGUGGCGACCUGUUCUUUCUGGUUUGACGGGCUACUACGAGAUCCGCUUUGGUCCAGUUCCGACAGGAGACACAGGUAGUGGUGGGCAAGGUGGACCUGGGACAAGUCCAAGCACCGGUGUCAGUCAUUAUCAGAGGCUUACCCAGUCUGCCGAUUCCAGCACCGUCAGGCUAACGGGCCUGAAGCCCGACACCACCUAUAAUGCCACACUGAUCCCGGAGUCCAAUGAACAAGCGUUUAGGCCUCUCUCUGUCGCCUUCACAACAAAGCCAGAGGUGCUGAGCCCAACCACAAUAACAGUCUCUGAGUCAGGACACACCAGUGUUCGGGUGAGUUGGGGUCCUCUUCAGCCAGAAACGGUCACAAGUUACCACAUUGAAUACUCUGCCCUGCCCAGGGGCAAGCCCCACGCUGUCACGGUGAGCAGAACGCAAAACUCUACACUCCUCAGAGACCUCCAGCCAGAUACCACUUACUUGGUCACUGUAACCGCCCGGCACGCCUCAGGCAAGGAGAAGGCCAUGUCCGUCAAAGUGUGUACUCAGGAAGUGACUCCAGCCCUGGCAGACCUCCAGCUGACCACAGUGGGCAGUGACUCAGUGCAGGUCGACUGGAAGAGUAGCAUGACUGGUUUGAAGGGCUACUGGCUCACCUGGGAGGGACAGCAAAGCCCCGCCCCUGGCCAACGCUCCUCCCUCUAUUUGCCACCUGACUCUUUGUCAACGCGCCUCACACACCUCCCCCCAUCAGCUAGAGUAUGUGUGUCACCCAUUUACCGGACGGCGCGAGGGGAGGGAUUGUGUUGCACGGCACAGUUUUAUUCAGAUGCAUUCGCAUAUGGCUACCAAUCAUAGCACCCCUGAACUGCAAGUGCACCUUACCAAACAUGGAGGGACAAUGGCAAGAAGAAUGCUAACUUUCAUCCAUAAUUCUUUUGCGUGCCUCUCCCCUCUGUGCACAUCGUCCAGGAGAGAUGUGUGGUUUGGCUUACUCAGCACUCACUCAUGUGGAAGCUAUAACCAUUUAAGAGUGGUCUGGGACAAUAUGGCUACAUGUAGACUGUUACACAGAGGACUAUUUGCUUUUCAGUUUCUUAAUGUCUCAUCUGGUUUACACCUGUAGUCAAUAUAUAAUGCUUCAGUUUAAAAUGCAAGCUUAAGAUACAGUUGUGUUUUGGUCUGUUUUGUAUAUACAGAGCACGGCAUGCUGGGAAUGUUGGAUAUCUUAUGUGGCUUGUUUUGGAGAAGGGCUUUGCUCCAUAUGUGGGCCUCAUGCCCAAAUCAGCUUUUUUUUUUUUUUUUAAAUCCUGCUAACGCACAGAAAACAUCUGAUUUACAUUUAUAAUAAACACUUGUACUUAAAUGACUUCUCUUUCAGCACAUGCUUGAAAAUAUUGGAUACUUAUGCGUGCACACUGGAGUGCUACAAGGGAACAUUAACAUGCAGUCCCUAAUAACAGGAUCUUCAGGACUGCUUUGAACUUUCAAGAAAUCGCAAACAGACCAGCCAUAUGCCCUGAAACUACGGAGAUGCUGCAUAUUAUACAGAUGUGUGUAACUGAGACUAGAGUUGUAUUGUUCUCUGGACAUAGAUCCAUCAUUCAUAUUUAUCUAUUAAGAAUCAUGUAAGUAUGAGAACAAAUAGCGUACAGUAUUUUUAGAAACAUGGUGUUUGCAUUUUAAGACUGUUACCUUUUUUUAAGCAAGUCUUUGCUGCCCCCUGCUGAGAGGAUCCUUACAGUCUUAAAGCUGAUCUUUUACUGUUAACCUUUUACUGUUAACCUGUUAAUACUUGUUUUAUUUCUUUAUUGUAGUAAAAUCUUGCAUUGUAGACUGAGAUUAGGGCAAUAUCUUGACAAACAGGCUUUAUUUUUAGAGUUUGACCCAUUGUAAUUCUUUUUCCAAUCACCUAUUGUAAAUGAAAUGCAAAACUAAACUAUUAAAGUGCCCCUUUAAAUCCUGA